AUGGCUUACGCAAUGCCCGGACAGUCAUCGUCGGCGCCAUCGCUGCCGAAGAAUGUCUUCACCACCUCUUCGGCUGCGAAGACUGCGGUCAGGUCUUCGGCCCGAAAGCGAUUGGAAUACUUUGACAACGAUAUGAAUGUCCAGCGAUUUGUGGGCAUAUUUUCAGCUCAUUAUUGUUGGCCACAAGACAGCGAAGACAACGGCAAGUGUUGGUCGGCGGCGAUGACCGACUCGUACGAGUGGUUCCGCGACCGUCUCUGGCCUCAAGUGGUGGACAAAGUGCCGCUCAUUACCGCCGAUGACAGCGCUCGCCAUCAGAUCACUGAACUGUUGUUCGCUUUUGUGUUGAAAGAGACGGAUCUGUUGACAGACGCCGAAGCGCUGUACUACGAGUCGGUGUUGGAUCUGUUCAACGACGAGAUCUCGUUCGGUGUCAUGUUUUGGCUGAAGAUGUGCUCGCAUUUCAAUUGGCGCCGCCAUUACGUCAAACUCGUGGCCCGACAUCAACGCUGUCGACAACUGUUGGACGUGUUGUGCCGGGAGUUGACGGCCCACGAGUCGGCCCACUGUUUGACCGCCGAUGAGCUCCAGUACUUCUAUUCGGUUGUGGACAGCGUUUGCGUUCAAAUCAUUGCUAGUAAUGUAGUGAACGGAAAGUCAAGCGAAAAUCGCUAUUUCAUUGAUCUCCAGAAGACUGUCGAGCAAAAUGUGGUCAAUCGGAAGGAUUACAAGCCAUUGAUGAGACAAUUGCCGACAUUUAUUGUCUUAACCGAAGAGUUGAUUGGCUUUGCGUUUACACUAAUCCCGAGUGACGGCCAGACAUGCGGUGAACUGUCUCUCAAAAUGUUGACAGAAAUGGAUGAUCUGUUCGGCCAUAGGUUUAAGGCCACAGACGUCAGCGAUGAUUAUAAGUACCACUCAUUGCCCGAAGACCUCAUCGACGCGAGGAGUGUCCAGAAAUCACUUGAUUUGGUGAACAAACAGUUGAACGAAUCAAAUGUUGAGUUAAAAUCGCUGAAGAAGUUCUUCAGAUUGAUUGACAAAACGCUUGAAACUCUUCCCUCCAAUCGGUUCCCCUAUUUCUCGGAUAUCUUAAGAGACGAUUUGCACAAAAACCACCGAAAACUUAUGGAUCUGUUGCUGAGUUUUGGCGAUUAUAAUGAGUUUAAAGAACUCAUUGAAUCGGUUGCAGCCGAGGAUGUGGUCAGAUAUGAGUGCACAGUAUCGGUGGCCAAACGCUUGAUUAGCUGCUCAAAGAACCCGAUGGCGAGUGAUUUCUAUCGGUCUCUGCUCUAUAAGACACUGGAAGUGUGUCCUCAUAUCGAUCUGAAGCGUCGGAUCGACGCGUUUGGUCUCAAACCGAUCGGCGAAUGCAAUUCGGCCGCCAUUAAGACACUGUUCAACCGAUUGAUUGAAACGGACACCGAUGUGAUCAACCAAUUGGUCCGCGAGAUAAUGAUUGGCGCGUAUUUCGAUGGCCUCCAGACGUUGGAUCAGCUGUUGAAUUACCGUGAGCUCGUGUCAUUCCAAGUGUUCUUGGCCAUUAGGAAUAAGACAUCGCUUCAGACCAUCGAUGAUAUGACAAAACUAAUCGCGUUAAUCAUCGACGUGUCCGUCAACGAGAAAAUGUCGCCCAUUGUGUCGUUGGAUCAGCUCUUUUUGUACGUUAUAAGCGAUAAGAAUGUGACCACCGAUGACGGCGUUUACGCAAAGUUUUUGUUCAUCAAGAGUUUGGCUGAGUUAAGACCGGACGACAAGUGGCCGGCCAUGCAAUCAGAUCCCGUGCCAGUGAUUGUGUAUUUAAUGCAAUACAUGGACUCGUAUUGGCGUCAACCGCACCGCAAACAACUAGUCAUCGAACUCUUGGAUCUAUUUCUCGCGAAGAAGUUCGCGAACCCAUUGACGGACGAAGAGUUCGGUUAUUUGGAGGCAAUGAUGAGCCAAACGUUCAACCGAUACGACCACCAGAAGGCGUCCACUUAUAAGAUAUAUAUGGUUUACUGCGAGCGUCUGUUCCCGAAGCCGAUCGCGGAUGUGAUAAACAUAUCGGAAAACAUAUUCCACGACCAGAUCCUGCAC
Messenger RNA from Medioppia subpectinata, 2079 nucleotides. Lineage: Eukaryota; Metazoa; Arthropoda; Arachnida; Sarcoptiformes; Oppiidae. The record is from the annotation of a GenBank genome assembly.